Grosmannia clavigera kw1407 is the source of this 777-nucleotide messenger RNA. RefSeq lists its product as uncharacterized. Bases 1 to 777 code for a protein of 258 amino acids. The transcript has a single exon. Lineage: Eukaryota; Fungi; Ascomycota; Sordariomycetes; Ophiostomatales; Ophiostomataceae. The record is from RefSeq and is a predicted model, not a curated record.
AUGGCCGCUCUCCCGCUCCAGUAUCCCGACCUGGCCAUCUACCUGGCCGACGAGACCAACAUCCCCAUCAUCUCCUCGGCCGGCCUGGGUCUGUACGGCGAGAGAGAGGAGGGGGACGACGACGACGACAACAGCGACAGCGGCAGUGGUGCCGCCACACCCGCCGACACCCGCCAACGGCCGUCACGCCGCCAGCGCGCCGAGGCUCUCGACGACCUGACGACGACGGCGUUUCGCGCGCGGGACGCAGCCGCACGGCUGGGCCUCGGCCUCGACUGCCUGGACCCAGAGCCCGGCAUGCCUAGCCUGACGGACGAUGCCAUGGCCGCCUGGGGCAUGACGCCGCCCGAGCACGUCGUCGUCACCUACGAGUCGGGCGCCGUCCUGAUCGAGAGCUUUCUCGACCCCCUACAGCAGCAGCGCCUGCAGCGUAUGCAGAGACAGCAACAGCUGCAGCAGAUGCGCCAGUUGCAGCAGCUGCAGGUACAGCAGCCGCACAGGACGCUCCGGGCCGACCUCGCUCUACGGUCAACGCCCAGCCCAACCGAACGGCUCUCCGAGAGCGGCAGCCCGUUCUACUCACCACAGGGUCCGAUCGACAUACACGACUACGCGGACGACGACGACGACGACGAGAACGGCGGCGGACCACUGCUGGUCGGGCUCGUUCUGGCUCCGGGGGAGCAAUCUCUACGUGAUGCACGGCGCGCCACUGGCCGGUUACAGCGCAUCGGCCAUGCUGUCCAGCAGGAUUGGGCAGCCCAAGGGUCAGGGUGA